Molecule: messenger RNA, 1668 nt
Organism: Hydra vulgaris (swiftwater hydra)
Lineage: Eukaryota; Metazoa; Cnidaria; Hydrozoa; Anthoathecata; Hydridae
Product: zinc metalloproteinase nas-13
Biological process (GO): proteolysis
Molecular function (GO): metalloendopeptidase activity; zinc ion binding
Source: RefSeq, a predicted model, not a curated record
UUUUUGAUUACUUAUACAAAGAUCUAUAAAAUCCCGGGUUCACCGUCAUCUUAACCAUCGGGUUUUCUAGACAGACUAAGCCAUGUUAUCGCUUGCGAGCAUUGGUUUACUAUGCUUCAUAAGCUAUACAUCUUCUCACUGGGUUCCAGAGAUGGAAAACAUAAAACACUUUGAAGGAGAUAUGGUAUUGGAUCCAGACCAAAGAAAAGCUGUUCUUAACGGAUAUGGAAGUAUUAUCGGAGGACGUUGGCCAAAUAAUAUUGUUCCGUAUGAAAUGAGCAGAAUAAAUAAGCAAGGCCAAGUCAUGAUUAACCAAGCAAUAGAACAAUAUCACAAGCACACGUGUUUAAAGUUUGUUCCAAGAACUAACCAACGUGAAUUCUUAAGUUUUUAUCAUGGAGAUGGCUGCUCUUCACCUGUCGGAUACCAGCAAUUCAGAAUGAAUGAAAUUUCAUUGGCGAGUGGUUGUUUUCAAUUAGGUACAGUUAUGCAUGAAAUCGGACAUAGUUUAGGAUUUUACCACGAGCAAAGCAGACCAGAUCGUGACAAGUACGUUACCAUAGUGUGGAAAAACAUACAACGAAUUAAUGGACAGGACAUGAGUUACAAUUUUAAUAUGCAUACCUUAAAUACAAUUAAUAGUAUGGGAGAACCUUACGACUACGAAUCAAUGAUGCAUUAUGAUAGCACUGCAUUCGGAGGAGGUCGAGUGACAAUCUUGACAACCGACAAAAACAAACAAAAUGUAAUUGGACAAAGGAACGGUUUUAGUAAAGGAGACAUCGCUCAAUUAAACAAAAUGUAUCCUUGUCCAGGCUCAGUAACCCCUAAACCAACACAGUUGCCACGCUGCAGUCCCGGGCAAGAUAUUAACGCUGACUGUCCAUUAUGGGCUAAAUCAGGAUACUGUACUUCGGCGAACUUUUGGCAAAGUAUGAAUCAGCUAUGCUGCAAGUCAUGUGCAAGUUUAUCAACAGCUAAACCAGCUGCAACAUCAGCUUUACCACAAUGCACAGAAGGAGUUGAUAUAGACAAAGAGUGUCCGAACUGGGCUCAAAAAGGAUUUUGUACCGAUCCCACCUAUACUAAAGGAAUGAUGCGAUUAUGUUGCAAAUCAUGUGCCAGUGAAUGUAAAGACAAAGACGUGAACUGUGAAGAAUGGGCAAUAACUGGCGAAUGCAAAAAAAAUCCUGACUGGAUGUUAAAAACCUGUCGCAAAUCGUGUAAAGUUUGUGCCGAGCCCUGCAUCGAUUUUGAUGCCAAUUGCGUUUCGUGGGCUUCAAAGGGAGAAUGCAAAAACAAUCCUGAUUGGAUGCUAAAGUAUUGCCGCAAAUCUUGCAACUCUUGCCCCGCUGCAUGCGAAGAUAAUGAUAUUAACUGUGCAGCUUGGGCUUCAACUGGAGAAUGUAAGAAAAAUCCUGAUUACAUGUUAUCGACAUGUCGUAAAUCAUGUAAUGUUUGUGUAGGUUGCGUUGAUAAUGAUUUGUACUGCCCUGAUUGGGCCAAAACUGGAGAAUGCACAAAAAAUAAAGAUUAUAUGUUGACAGCUUGUCGAAAAUCAUGCAAAGCUUGUUAAUAAAAUAUAUUUUUAAAAUUAAAAUAUGUACAUUUUUGUUUUUUAAAGUUUAAAAAUUAAAUAAAUCUUGUUUUAAAUAAAUCUUGUUUUAA